AUGGCAAAAAGUAACCGUAACACAAGAAGGACUGUGAAUGAGACCGCUGAGGGGUCUGCGAGCAACGUGGCCAGGAAUGAAGCUGGUACGGAAGAGGCUCGGAAUGCUGCUCAGAAUGCAGCGAAUUUGAACAAUGCUGCAGCGGCUGGUGCUGCUGCUGGAGCUGCUGCUGCUCCAGUUGGAUUGGAAGCCGUUUUGGCUAUCUUGGCGCAAGUCUUGGCAAGAUUGCCUGCUGCGGCGACACCUCCAGUGGCUCCACCUGUUGCGGAGGAAGUGGAGAACGUGGUACCUGAAGGAGAGGAGGCACACGUUGUUAGGAAUCCGUCUUACCUCAAGGUUAUGGACCACAUGCAGAAACUGGGAACAAAGUUCUUUUCGGGUGGUUCCAAACCAAAGGAAGCAUAUCAAUGGAUUGACAGGAUAUGGCGGAACUUUAAGUCAAUCCGUUGUCCUCUUGCUUACAAGAAGGACAUUGCUUUCCACUACUUGGACGGUGAUGCGCACCUUUGGUGGCGAGGUGUAGCGGCUCGGAUUGGUGCUGAGCAUUGCACGUGGGCCAACUUUAAGACCAAAUUCCGUGGGAAGUAUUUUCCACCGGAAGCAUUUGAUCAGCUCGAGGGAGCUUUUCUCAGACUGGAACAGGGAACUAUGACUGUAAGGGAGUAUGAAGCGGAAUUCAACAGCCUCAAGAAGUAUGCUGGGCGUGAGGCUGAGUCGGAAAUCUCUCAGGGUUGA
Messenger RNA from Brassica napus (rape), 735 nucleotides. RefSeq lists its product as uncharacterized. The record is from RefSeq and is a predicted model, not a curated record. The transcript has a single exon. NCBI's taxonomy places the organism in Eukaryota, Viridiplantae, Streptophyta, Magnoliopsida, Brassicales, Brassicaceae. The coding region runs from base 1 to 735 and encodes 244 amino acids.